GAUAACUGGGGGCCUUGCAAACACACUACAAGUGAAGUGGAAGUGAAGUGAAGUGACUACAUACAAGUGAAGAUGGCGGAUGUGUUGAGUGUUCUUCGUCAGUAUAACAUCCAGAAAAAGGAGAUUGUUGCUAAAGGAGAUGAAGUUAUAUUUGGGGAGUUCUCCUGGCCGAAGAAUGUCAAGACCAACUACAUAAUCUGGGGUACUGGUAAAGAGGGGCAGCCCAAAGAGUACUAUACCUUGGACUCUAUCUUGUUCUUGCUCAACAAUGUGCACCUGCCGCAUCCAUCCUAUGUGCGAAGAGCUGCAACAGAGAACAUCCGUGCUGUCAGACGACCUGAUCGAAAGGGCUUGCUUACAUAUCUUAAUGGCGAGAGCUCCACGUCAACGAGCAUCGACAGAAGUGCGCCCAUAGAAAUAGGUCUGCAAAGGCCAACACAAGGCAUCUUCUGAAGCCAAAAAAAACAAGAGUUGAGGAUGAGGAACGUGUGCGUCUGGCUGCCCGUCUGGAGGACCAUAAAGAAGGCAAUGUGCAAAGCUGGUGAUGUGUGGGCUGACUUACAUUGGAAAGUCCAUCGAAGAAGACCAGGGUUUGCUGACCAUCUCUGGCUUCAACCUUGGAGCUUUCAGUGUCAUUCGUAAUUUGGCCCAAGAUCUCGUCUGAUAAGAUUUCGGGGACUUUUCCUGAGUAAUGUAAUGAGUGUAGAAUAUAAAGGCCAAUUCAACAUUUAUAGCAAGAGGUUGGCAGGUUAAGAGGAACAAUGCAAGAGUCACAGUUUUAGGGUGUUUGCAACUGUAGGUUUACUUCAGGGGGGAUUACCUGUAGUUUUCAACAUGCAUCUAUGGUAUGAGUUAGCAGGUUUGAUGUAGAGAUGCUUUAAACCUUCAUUUCAUGUAGCGUUUCUUAGACAUACUUAACAUCAGUGAAAGAGAAACCUGAAACAAAGCAUACAAAGUCAAUGGUAAAACUUGGAGUUGCUUUUUAUUGUGUUAAUUUCACAGAUUUCUUAGAUCAGAAAAGUUUUUCUUUAAGUAUUAACAUCUUGGAUUCCUUUUACACUUGAAUCCAAAUUUGCUUUAGAAAAAGUGUCGCCAUAUUUCUUUUAACGUAUAAUCUCACAAGAAGAAAACCAAAAACUCAGCUUUAAAACAAUAAACUGGGCUUAGUGUCAAACAAAUGUUAGAACAACUAAAAUUUGUGGCCAAGCUAAAGCAAAGACCGUCAGUUUUAACAACAGACUAAUGCCAAUGUUUGGGAUUUUUUUUUUUUUUUUUUUUUGUGUGAAAAUUUUGUGUUUCAGUCUGAAUUCUGUGCAUCAGAAUUUACAUUUUACUGUAAUAAAGUACUGUAAUAAGCUUUACUUAUCACGGUGUAAUUUAAAUUAGUCUUCAUAAAAAAACAAACAAUAAACUGACCAUGUAACUGUGAAGGAUGUUUGUCCCAACAUGCUGAUGUUUUCAUUUUUAAUUUUAAAGCAACAUCCAGUCUUUUUGGUCAACGUAUAAAGUAUUUAUAACAUGACUGUUGACACGUUUUGGGAGAUGGACAUGAGAUUUGAUAGUUCUCAAGUGUUUCACAACCAUUCUCUUGUAUCUGUCCUGCUUAACAUGUACCUAUUCACUGUAGCGGCGAUGUAAAGCCCUUCCUAAUAAAUAACUUGCUGCUCUGGAAA
This is a messenger RNA of Oreochromis niloticus (Nile tilapia), 1673 nucleotides long. RefSeq names its product parafibromin. The coding region runs from base 73 to 453 and encodes 126 amino acids. Gene Ontology annotation, biological process: positive regulation of transcription elongation by RNA polymerase II; transcription elongation by RNA polymerase II. The record is from RefSeq and is a predicted model, not a curated record. Gene Ontology annotation, molecular function: RNA polymerase II complex binding. NCBI's taxonomy places the organism in Eukaryota, Metazoa, Chordata, Actinopteri, Cichliformes, Cichlidae. The transcript is spliced from 6 exons. Gene Ontology annotation, cellular component: Cdc73/Paf1 complex.